GGGAAGAAGAUCUGCAGCGCAUGUGCGCUUUUCACCAGCAGUCUAUAGCAAAGCCUCAAGAGAAAGAGAAGGGGAGAAGUUAAGCUGAGCAUCUGACUCCAUUUAAAUUUAAUAUCAGGACCAUAAUCUGCAUCUCUAAUGCCACCAUCCAAUGAGCUUCACGUCACUAUUUGCCCAAAAGGGAAACGACCUAAACCUAUUUGUAUUGGCCCAGACAAGUAUAAAUGCAGGUUCUGCAACAGGAUGGGGGAGUAUGCUGCGCUUGUCGCUCACAUACAAACUCAUGAGAAAACAGCGAUUGAAUUUCAAGAGAAAAAAAUCUACAAAUGCAACCUAGGAUGCAGUAAAAGCAGUCACUACCAUUGUUGCUGCUGCAAGAGGACUAUAAUCUCACGAAAUUACUUCACAGAACAUAUACACAAAUGCAGGAUAUCCAUAAACAUGCAGCUGCACACAUCAUGUAGCUCUUCACUCGUCCCCAGUACUUCAAAUGCAUCUUCUAGUCACUUGACCCCACCAGUCAACACCUCAGUCCCUAUAUGCAGUGACAAUAAUCUCUCGGACCCUCAGUGCAGUGAAGACAGUGCCACAGGGAGCCUGAACGUCCUUGAUAUUAAAGUCAAGUCUCCCAGUCCUCCAUCUUCACCUACUUCUUUGCCUGCCCCAGUUACACCCUCUAACAGCCAGGAUAUUCUUAUGUCUGUGAACCCAAUGCACAAUAUCUGUGCUGGAAGUCUCAAAGUACUGACAUCAAGGCCCAAACGAAUCACAUGCUGCUUCUGCAAUUUAAUUCUGAAUAAGAAAAACAUCAAAGUUCACAUUCAAAGACGGCACAUGUCGGCUAAUCCAGACUUGCUGCAAAAGAACGGACUAAACCAUACACACAUUGCCUCUGGAAACAUGGAGGACCUGGUAGUAGAAGGCAUUACACUCAAGAUGCUUAACGAUGCUCGGGGGACGGUCAUGAGCAGCCCUUUGGGAGUAAUCAAAACACCCAUGAUCCUCUUGAGCCAGACCACACUGCCCCUCCAUGUGCCCUGUAAUGCCUAUCUGAAGUUGGAGAACAUGCAAAGGACAGGGUCAUUUAAGAUUAGAGGUGUAGCAAAUCAGUUUGCUCGAAGAUCCAGCGGGGGCCAUUUUGUCACAAUGUCUGCUGGGAAUUAUGGGAAGUCCUUUGCUUAUGCCUCUAAACACUAUGGAACUAAAGGCAAAGUGGUGAUGCCGGAAACAGCUCCAAUCUCCAGAUCUCUUCUAAUACAAAGUUUUGGCAUCGAGGUCGAACGAGUGCCAACCACAUGUCUUAUGGAUGUUGUCAACCGAUGUGUUCAAGAGGAAAAAAUGACUUUUCUUCAUUCCUACAAUGAUCUGGAUCUCAUAGCAGGACAUGCCAGUCUGGGGUUUGAGAUCCUGGAGGUGCUUCCUAAUCCUGAUGUGGUAGUAGUGUGCUGCGGUGGAGGGGGUUUACUGGCCGGAGUAGCAGCAGUCAUUAAGCUGUCAGGUUGUGAGGAUACAAGAAUUUAUGGAGUUGAACCAGAAGGAGCAUGCACCAUGUACAAAAGCUUCAUUGAGAAAAAACCUGUUGGCAUGGACAGCAAAAGCAUUGCCUCUGGUCUUGCACCACCCUUUGCAGGUGCCCUGCCUUAUGCAAUGUGUCAGAAGUAUGUAGAGCAGAUCGUGUUGGUGACUGAUGAUGAAAUCAAGUCUGCUGUUUCUGCUCUCUACAAAUCUGGCCUAGUCGUAGAACCCUCAGGAUCUGCUGCCUUUGCUGCCUUCAUGAACAACAGAAUACCAGACAUUACUGGCAAGAAUGUUGUGGUAAUACUGAGUGGAGGAAAUAUCGGCAAAGAUGAACUCUCCAACUUCCCGGAUUGAUUUAUACAUAAUACCUGUGUCCUCAAUUAGAUCUGUUGAAAGAUUUUUGGGGAGUGGAUAAAGACCAGACAGAUAAACAUCCUUAUUUUUCAAUCAUGGAAAACACUAAAAUCAAAUAAUUUGGUUGCAUAAUAAAAUAACAGGUUGUUUCAAAUUUCUGAGCUUAUGAUGUUUUUUUUCCUGUCACUUUUCUUACAGUCAUAUUCCUAUAAGCAUUUUAUCUUUUAAAGAACCACACACAUACCACUUUUAGUGCCAGCUAGUGUUUCCUUCACCAACAUGGAGGAAAAUAUCCUUCUCACAUACACUCCUGGCUGUGGAUGCUUAUAGCUAGAGCUUUAGGACUCAAGAGACAUUUUUUUUGUAUUGAAUUGGACUUUUCACUGACUUAUUGGCAGUUGUACUUGGACUUGUCUGAGUCUUUGGCCAUGGUCUAGUUCUUGAACAUGAGUUUGUAAAAUAAUGUCUGUGUUCUUUCCUCUCACUGAAAAGAAGUCAUUCUUUCUUCUAGAAAACAGCUUAAUAUGUGCAAGAAUGAUAUGUAAAUGAAGCCAGCUAGUUGAAGUAAAUGCUUGAAGUAAAGGCCUUA
This is a messenger RNA of Hemibagrus wyckioides, 2461 nucleotides long. RefSeq names its product serine racemase (gene srr). The record is from RefSeq and is a predicted model, not a curated record. The coding region runs from base 139 to 1872 and encodes 577 amino acids. NCBI's taxonomy places the organism in Eukaryota, Metazoa, Chordata, Actinopteri, Siluriformes, Bagridae. The transcript has 11 exons. Gene Ontology annotation, biological process: L-threonine catabolic process; L-serine catabolic process. Gene Ontology annotation, molecular function: L-serine ammonia-lyase activity; threonine deaminase activity.